Aspergillus ochraceoroseus IBT 24754 is the source of this 405-nucleotide messenger RNA. RefSeq lists its product as uncharacterized. The record is from RefSeq and is a predicted model, not a curated record. The transcript has 4 exons. NCBI's taxonomy places the organism in Eukaryota, Fungi, Ascomycota, Eurotiomycetes, Eurotiales, Aspergillaceae. Bases 1 to 405 code for a protein of 134 amino acids.
AUGAAUACAAUCCGAUCAACCUGGAUAGGCUGGGGGGCUCUCUGCGUCGCCGGCGGUGGAGCUUACUACUUUGCAAAGAAGUCGAUCAACGCCGACCGAGCCAGCAGACAUGAAGCCGAGAUGAGGCGCAAGGCCCAGCUCGCCGCAAUGGAAGCCGAGCACCGACGCCAACAAGCCGCUCUGAGUGAAUCGAUUACGCCACCGUCCCAAGAUCCGAGUUUGAAACGCGCGAAUCUAGCGCGUCUCCAGAAUGCCCCGGACGACGUAGCCUCCCCAAGUGAGGAAGUGGGCCAUGACCCUGCGCCAACCCGUCACGAGCCCUUGACGGAGGAAGAGCGACUUAUAGAGAAGGGGAAAUAUGAAGCUACGCGGCCGUUCAGACCGCCUAGAGGGGACCGGUUGUAA